Messenger RNA from Homalodisca vitripennis (glassy-winged sharpshooter), 501 nucleotides. RefSeq lists its product as uncharacterized. The record is from RefSeq and is a predicted model, not a curated record. NCBI's taxonomy places the organism in Eukaryota, Metazoa, Arthropoda, Insecta, Hemiptera, Cicadellidae. Bases 34 to 435 code for a protein of 133 amino acids. The transcript has 4 exons.
GUUGAUGAGGACUGCUAGUGUCCUCUGGCUGCCAUGAUCAACGAACAGGUGGUGGAGGAGGUGCUGCAAGGCCAACUGGAGGCUUCCAAGUGGGCGAUCCCACGACAGACCAAAAUAUACAUAUGCUCCACAAGGGCAGAUUUUCUUGAAGAGCGCCGCACACUGCUGGAGAAUGUCGGUCCGGAGUUGCAGAGUAUGUACGACUCGACCGGACUCGAGGUGGAACUGGUGGAUGUUCACUUCGGCACCGGAACCGACACGCUGCAGGAUCCGUACCGCUUUGCCGACCAGCUAGCAGAGAUUCAACACUGUCAUCAGGUCUCCAGAGGCUGCUUCUUCUUGCUCCAGUUCACCUUCCUCUUAGUGCAGCAUCUGGAAUUCGACGCUGCCACAGACUUGACUCAUGUACGUCUGGAGGUAUCCAAACAAAUCUAAUGAACUUUCUACAUCGUUUCGACAUCAGAAACAUCUAGACUUUACUUACUCUUUACAAUGCGGGAA